GGGGGGGGGGGGGGGUGGGGGGGGGGGGGGGUGGGGGGGGGGGGGGGUGGGGGGGGGGGGGGGUGGGGGGGGGGGGGGGUGGGGGGGGGGGGGGGUGGGGGGGGGGGGGGGUGGGGGGGGGGGGGGGUGGGGGGGGGGGGGGGUGGGGGGGGGGGGGGGUGGGGGGGGGGGGGGGUGGGGGGGGGGGGGGGUGGGGGGGGGGGGGGGUGGGGGGGGGGGGGGGUGGGGGGGGGGGGGGGUGGGGGGGGGGGGGGGUGGGGGGGGGGGGGGGUGGGGGGGGGGGGGGGUGGGGGGGGGGGGGGGUGGGGGGGGGGGGGGGUGGGGGGGGGGGGGGGUGGGGGGGGGGGGGGGUGGGGGGGGGGGGGGGUGGGGGGGGGGGGGGGUGGGGGGGGGGGGGGGUGGGGGGGGGGGGGGGUGGGGGGGGGGGGGGGUGGGGGGGGGGGGGGGUGGGGGGGGGGGGGGGUGGGGGGGGGGGGGGGUGGGGGGGGGGGGGGGUGGGGGGGGGGGGGGGUGGGGGGGGGGGGGGGUGGGGGGGGGGGGGGGUGGGGGGGGGGGGGGGUGGGGGGGGGGGGGGGUGGGGGGGGGGGGGGGUGGGGGGGGGGGGGGGUGGGGGGGGGGGGGGGUGGGGGGGGGGGGGGGUGGGGGGGGGGGGGGGUGGGGGGGGGGGGGGGUGGGGGGGGGGGGGGGUGGGGGGGGGGGGGGGUGGGGGGGGGGGGGGGUGGGGGGGGGGGGGGGUGGGGGGGGGGGGGGGUGGGGGGGGGGGGGGGUGGGGGGGGGGGGGGGUGGGGGGGGGGGGGGGUGGGGGGGGGGGGGGGUGGGGGGGGGGGGGGGUGGGGGGGGGGGGGGGUGGGGGGGGGG
Molecule: messenger RNA, 858 nt
Organism: Sphaerodactylus townsendi
Lineage: Eukaryota; Metazoa; Chordata; Lepidosauria; Squamata; Sphaerodactylidae
Product: glycine-rich cell wall structural protein-like
Exons: 1
Source: RefSeq, a predicted model, not a curated record